Messenger RNA from Lasiosphaeria miniovina, 1014 nucleotides. RefSeq names its product Septin-type guanine nucleotide-binding (G) domain-containing protein. Gene Ontology annotation, biological process: intracellular protein localization; cytoskeleton-dependent cytokinesis. Bases 1 to 1014 code for a protein of 337 amino acids. The transcript has 3 exons. The record is from RefSeq and is a predicted model, not a curated record. Gene Ontology annotation, molecular function: molecular adaptor activity; GTPase activity; GTP binding. Gene Ontology annotation, cellular component: septin ring; cell division site; microtubule cytoskeleton. NCBI's taxonomy places the organism in Eukaryota, Fungi, Ascomycota, Sordariomycetes, Sordariales, Lasiosphaeriaceae.
AUGGCGUCGAUGCCUGCUGCCACCAUUUACCCCCAGAGCCACGUCGGGUUCGACAGCAUCACGUCUCAGAUUGAGCGCAAGCUCCUGAAGCGCGGAUUCCAAUUCAAUGUCAUCUGCGUCGGCCAGACGGGCUUGGGCAAGUCGACCCUGAUCAACACUAUCUUCGCUUCCCACCUCAUCGAGUCCAAGGGAAGGCUCGCCCCCGAGGAGAUAAUCCGGUCGACCACGGAGAUCCAGUCUGUUUCGCACAUCAUCGAGGAGAACGGUGUUCGCUUGAGACUGAACAUCGUCGACACCCCGGGCUACGGCGACCUGAUCAACAACGACCGGUGCUGGGACCCCAUCGUAAAGUACAUCAAGGACCAACACUCCGCGUACCUGCGAAAGGAGCUCACCGCCCAGCGCGAGCGAUACAUCCAGGACACGCGCAUCCACUGCUGCCUGUUCUUCAUCCAGCCCUCGGGCCACUCGCUCAAACCAAUUGAUAUCGUGGUGCUCAAGAAGCUUUCGGACGUCGUCAAUGUCGUCCCGGUGAUUGCCAAGGCCGAUUCGCUCACUCUUGAGGAGCGAUUGGCUUUCAAGGAGCGCAUCAAGGAGGAGUUCGCCUUCCACAACCUGAAGAUGUACCCCUAUGACAAUGACGAGUUUGACGCGGAGGAGCGGAAUGUCAACGACCAGAUCAAGAGCUUGAUCCCUUUCGCGGUUGUGGGAUCCGAGAAGUCGAUCCUCGUCAAUGGCAAGCAAGUCCGCGGUCGCCAAAACCGGUGGGGGGUGAUUAACGUCGAGGAUGAGAACCAAUGCGAAUUUGUCUACCUUCGGAACUUCCUUCUCCGCACCCACCUCCAGGACUUGAUCGAGACGACGUCUCAGAUCCACUAUGAGACGUUCCGCGCCAAGCAGCUUUUGGCCCUCAAGGAGAGCAGUGCACAAGGCCAUGGCAGCAGGCCCAUUAGCCCGGCCGCGGAUCGCGAGAUGAGCCGCAGCUCGCAGCGGAUGACCAUGAACGGCUACUAA